This is a messenger RNA of Hippopotamus amphibius kiboko, 1321 nucleotides long. RefSeq names its product carboxypeptidase A1 (gene CPA1). Lineage: Eukaryota; Metazoa; Chordata; Mammalia; Artiodactyla; Hippopotamidae. The coding region runs from base 1 to 1260 and encodes 419 amino acids. Gene Ontology annotation, biological process: proteolysis. The transcript has 10 exons. Gene Ontology annotation, molecular function: zinc ion binding; metallocarboxypeptidase activity. The record is from RefSeq and is a predicted model, not a curated record.
AUGCAGGGACUGCUGAUUUUGAGUGUGCUGCUGGGGGCUGCCCUUGGCAAAGAGGACUUUGUGGGGCACCAGGUGCUCCGAAUCUCUGUGGCCGAUGAAGCCCAGGUGCAGACGGUGAAGGAGCUGGAGGACCUGGAGCAUCUGCAGCUGGACUUUUGGAGGGGCCCUGCCGGGCCAGGCUCCCCUAUCGAUGUCCGAGUGCCCUUCCCUAGCAUCCAGGCCGUCAAAGCCUUCCUGGAGGCCCACGGCAUCAGAUACACAAUCAUGAUCGAGGACGUGCAGUCGCUGCUGGACGAGGAGCAGGAGCAGAUGUUCGCCUCCCAGAGCCGGGCCCGCAGCACGAACACCUUUAACUACGCGACCUACCACACCUUGGAGGAGAUUUACGACUUCAUAGACACACUGGUGGCCGAGUACCCACAGCUCGUCAGCAAGCUCCAGAUCGGCAGCAGCUACGAAGGCCGUCCCAUCUACGUGCUGAAGUUCAGCACUGGGGGAAACAACCGUCCAGCCAUCUGGAUUGACUCGGGCAUCCAUUCCCGGGAGUGGAUCACCCAGGCCAGCGGCGUCUGGUUUGCAAAGAAGAUCACACAAGACUAUGGCCGGGACCGGGCUUUCACCGCCGUUCUUGACAACAUGGACAUAUUCUUGGAGAUCGUCACCAACCCUGAUGGUUUUGCCUUCACCCACAGCAAGAAUCGACUGUGGCGCAAGACUCGCUCACUCACGUCGGGGUCCACGUGUGUUGGGGCAGAUGCCAACAGGAACUGGGACGCUGGAUUUGGGAAGGCAGGAGCCAGCAGCAGCCCCUGCUCGGAGACUUACCAUGGCAAGUAUGCCAAUUCCGAAGUGGAGGUCAAGUCCGUCGUGAACUUUGUGAAAGACCAUGGGAACUUCAAAGCCUUCAUCUCCAUCCACAGCUACUCCCAGCUCCUUCUCUAUCCCUAUGGGUACAAAACAGAAGCACCUGCAGACAAGGCUGAGCUGGAUCAGGUGGCUAAGUCUGCUGUUGAGGCCCUGGCCUCUCUGUAUGGGACCAAGUUCAAGUAUGGCAGCAUCAUCACAACAAUUUACCAAGCCAGUGGAGGCAGCAUUGACUGGAGCUACAACCAGGGCAUCAAGUACUCCUUCACCUUCGAGCUCCGGGACACCGGGAGCUAUGGCUUCCUGCUGCCGGCUUCCCAGAUCAUCCCCACAGCCCAGGAGACCUGGCUGGCACUUCUGACCAUCAUGGAGCAUGUGCUGAAUCAUCCCUACUGACCUGGCCUUUCAACACUCUCUUCCUUCUCUUCUCCGGCCCCACCCAGGCAACCAAAUAAAG